AUGGCUCUUAAACGCAAGCAAAACUCACAGCAGUUGUCAUCGGCGAAGAAGAAAGCCAAGCACGCAAAGAUGGCCCAACAAGUCAAGGAAGCAUCUCCGUUUAAGACCCUUCCCAUUACGCUGCUCUCCGGCUUCUUGGGAAGCGGCAAGACAACAUUGCUUAGCUACAUCCUCAAUUCGAAAGACCAUGGACUGAAGAUCGCUAUGAUCGUCAACGAUAUGGCUGCUGUGAAUGUUGACCAAGGCAUCAUCGUAGCAGACGGCAAGAAGAAAGGUCGUGAAGCAGAGAAGAUGAUCGCCAUGCAAAACGGCUGCAUCUGUUGCACGCUUCGUGGCGACUUUGUCAUCGAACUGGCCAAGAUGGCUAAAGCUGGCGAAUAUGACUAUGUCUUGAUUGAGAGUACUGGUAUCAGCGAGCCGCAGCAGGUAGCUGAGAGUUUCACCACCGAUUUCACCGAGGCAAUGAUGGGUGCCGAUGGAGCACUUGAUCAGUUCGACGAGGAAGAGAAGAAGGUCUUUAACGAGAUCGCUCAAAAUGGUGGUUUGAACAAGGUCGCCAAACUCGACACCACAGUCACAGUUGUGGAUGGCUUCAGAUUCUUUGAGGAGUUCGAGACCAUCCAGCUUCUUCACGAACGCUUCCAGUCCGAGGUCGAAACUCCUGAAGAUCAAAGAACCGUCAGCGACUUGAUGAUUGAUCAAAUCGAGUUCGCCGAUGUGAUCAUUGUGAACAAGAUUGACAUGAUCAACGACGAUGUGCUUGCUCGCAUUCGAGGCCUCCUCAAGACCAUGAACCCGGGAGCUAAAAUCAUCGAGACUAGCCUCCGAGCUUCGAAGCAAUCUGAGAAUCCCUACGGCGUCAAGCCUCUAGACGUCAGAGAAAUCAUCGCAACAGGCAUGUAUAGCGAAGAGACCUCUAUCAAAAGCUCAGGUUGGCUCAAGAGUAUCAACGAAAUGUCUAUGAUUGAUAAUCAUGGUCGCACCGUUAUGGCACCCAAGCCAGAAACACUCGAAUAUGGCAUAAACAGCUUUGUCUACCGAGCAAGGAGACCAUUCUCACCCGGUCGACUGUACGAGCUCGUGCAUGAUAAGUUUGUCAUCUUGGAACCUCAAGACGAAGACGAGGAGGAGGAAGAGGAAGAAGAAAGCGAAGAUGAAGCAGCCGGCACCCAAGACGAAGAAGACGCAGAGCAAGACGACGCAGCCAGUGACUCCGAAAGCGAUGAGAAGGAAAUCGAACAAUCUUUGGAAAGCAAGGCGUCGCGACCAGACUCAGAAGCACACUCCUCAGACUCUUCGAGCGACAAGACAGCCUCUGAGACCGACGCCACUUCCGUGGCUUCAGACGAUCAGGACGCGCUCGACACCAAGUACCCAGACCUUGAUCUACCAACUCGUCUGGCCAACAAAAAGGCCCACCCUGUGUUCAAGCCUCUCCUCCGCUCGAAAGGUUUCAUCUGGCUAGCCACGCGACCCUACGUCAGCGGUGACUGGUCUCAAGCUGGCGCUAUGCUCACUGUGUCCGGUGGCCUGAAUUGGUUCGCUGUUGUCCCAGAGGAGCAAUGGCCCUCUCCCAGCCAAGAAGUUACAGACUUGAUCAAGAAAGACUUCGAAGGAGAGUGGGGCGAUCGCCGCCAGGAGAUUGUGUUCAUCGGUGAGGGCAUCGACGUCAAGGCCAUCACAGAACUAUUUGAUGGCUGUCUCUUGGAUGACGCAGAAAUGAAGAAGUGGGAGAAGACCAUGAGAAGAAAGGGCCUUACGAAUGAGCAAAGAGAAACACUUCUUUGCAGGCACUUUGAUGAUGGAUGGGGGGAGUGGCGCAACCCUCUUGAGGAGGAAGACGCCGAAGGUCACGAUCAUGCAGGCCAUCACCAUCAUUGA
This is a messenger RNA of Aureobasidium melanogenum CBS 110374, 1881 nucleotides long. RefSeq names its product cobW-domain-containing protein. Bases 1 to 1881 code for a protein of 626 amino acids. The record is from RefSeq and is a predicted model, not a curated record. The transcript has 5 exons. Lineage: Eukaryota; Fungi; Ascomycota; Dothideomycetes; Dothideales; Saccotheciaceae.